This is a messenger RNA of Notodromas monacha, 1122 nucleotides long. The record is from the annotation of a GenBank genome assembly. Lineage: Eukaryota; Metazoa; Arthropoda; Ostracoda; Podocopida; Cyprididae.
CCAAGUUUUACUUGAUCCCUGCUGUAGCAAGAAACUAUUUGAAAAUCCCAUCAUAAAAUCUGAUGCCCUCCAGUAGUCAAAAUCUAAUGAACCCAUUAUUCACUAUUCUUCACAACAAUUUAUCUGUACAUUCACAGACAAACUUUUCUUUCACAAACCUGCACAAGGUUUUAGCAGUUAGUCUGUAGCUGUGCCAAGUGCUUAGGACAACAUGACCCAGCUGCCUGUUGGUGCUGUGAUUUGGAUGAAUAAGGAACACUACAUUCCUGUGAGACACAGGGUGGAGAACAGGGUCUUCACUGAUAAGCAGGGUGUAAGGUGGAGGAAGGAGAUCCAGGAGGCAACUUUGCGCAAUCAUACUUUGCAGAGAGAAGAGACCAUGAGACACACAGCAACAUAUUUGGAACCAAGGCCACCUGUGCAAGUAGCUGAAGGGAGAUUGAAAUGUGGGCCUUGUGACAGGCUGGUGAUUGUUGUGGAGAAACUCUAUCACACUGAGGGCAUCAGACAUCUCAUCAGGAUGAAAAAUCUGGACACUGGAGAGGAAAAGUUUUUCAGGAGGAAUCAAUUCACUGAUGAUGAAAUGGUGAAGGAGUUGAUACAUGGUGCCAAGCAGGCCAUUGGAGAGACAAUUGGUCACACAAGUUUACCAGACACCAUGGGCCACUUUGAGCAUGUACUCAACCAUCUCCCAGUGGAUGAAGAGGACAAAAUGGCAGCCAGGAAGAUUUUAACAGGAAAAGCUCAAACACUUCCAGCUGAAAAGCCUGCUGAUGAACCCAGUGCUCCACUAAACAUUCCCAUCACCAGGAAGGCUCCUGAAAGUCCUUACAUCAAAACUCUCAUCCCCAGCUUGAAACCCCUGAGAUCUGCUGAAGCUGAAGAAACAAAACCCUUGAUAUCCCCAAAGGCUUUCAGGACAGACCACUGGAAGAAGGAACUUAUGCCUACCACUGAUCAAAUCUUGAGAAAGCUGGAGAAACUCAGCCCCAGGCAACCCCAAAGAAAACUUUCAAAAAUUAGACCAGGAAAUUCAGGAUGUUCUCAAAAUGCUGCUGUUCUUGCUUGAAUGCCCACUCAAUAAAUAGUGUCCAUACUUGAACCCCUUGAAAGUCCCCCACA